CGUCAUCCCAGGGCCCGUGCAGUCAGUCCGAGACGAGCUGAGAGCUGGCAUGUCGAGCGCCGUGCAUUGCGAGUCGUCAGCGAGUUGAGCAUCCUUCAAGCCCGAGCCGGGGGAUAACGUCCGCGCGAUUCGAUUCUGAGAUUCGUGCGUCCACGUAGGAUGAGAUCAGACUGAGCGCAAUGACAUCGAGAUACUUCGUGUUUGCCGCGGUUUUAGUGUACGUUGCAGCAUCCGCCGCGCAAGUUUACGAAAGCCAUCCGGUGGAUGCAGCUGCGGCGAUCAACCCAGCAGCUACGAAUAAUGACUUCAUCACGCAAACCGUCUACGGAUUCCUGGACUUUACCACAACAAUUGGCAAUACGGUAAUGGUCUUCAACCCUCAGAGUGCACCUCCAGAAGGAGACACCGAGAAGAAAACCUCCACGCCGGCGAUUCACACGAAACCAACAGAGCAGCAACAGAAGAAGAAUGUCCCCGACAUCCAGCCUAGCAAGACUUACAAGGUCGAACAUCAGGACGGCGAGACAAAGAAGCAGAUAAAGGGUACGAAGGUCGUCGUGAAUUCCGUGGUUCACCAGCAGAACGUGGUGAAUCCGUCUGAGAAUGUCGCGCCAAAACCCACCAAAAGCCAGGAGCCAAGUAAGCAGACGACGACAAAGCCACCCGUACUGUCGUCAAUCGUUCAAGUACGUGGGAAAGACGAGACUCCAGGUGUAAAGAACAAUCUUGCCGAACCGGAAUAUGAUUUUCUCUCAAAGCAACCAACGGAAGUGAUCGACGAGACGUAUAAGCUGAUCAAUCUGCGACCUUCAUCAAAGGCUCAUAAGCCACGUGCUACUCCUCGGAGGGAUAAGGAGAACCCAACUGGCCUGGUGACCAUGUUGGGUGGUACCAUCGUGAAGGACGGUCUUACUACUGUGCACGAGACCAGCGUAAUUGGCACUUACAUCAACGGCAAGUAUGCUCAAGUGCUCCAAAGUUCCUCGAGAAUUCUAACAGCGCCAGUUGCGCCAGCCGAGGGCAAAAUUCGGCCGUCCAAUACUCAUAGGAUUCUGAAGACUAUUGGUCCACAACAUGGCAAACUUAAGCCUCAGCUGGAGCCUACUCCGACCCACCAACAGCAAGAAGAAUCCUCGCUACCCCUAGAGGCCCUCUUCAGUUCUUCCGGCACUCCAGUACGAACAACGCGAAGGCACUCAACUUCGAACAAUCAGGCCAGGCCCAAAUUCCGAAACAAAAUCGCCGAUGAUUACGACAACAGCGAACCGCAGCAGACGAGAACCGGAAAAAACCGCGGCACAACGGCGCGGCCGAAUUACAAGAAUCGCCCUGCAACGACCACCACGGAAGCACCGGCGACUCGUCGUCGCGGCGGCUUUCGGCCGAGCAGUCAAUCCAGCAGUGGUUUGUCUUCGAAGCAAACAAAAUCGAGGAACGAUCAACAAUCAUCGACGCCAAUUAGUCUUCCGGUGCCUAAAGUAAAGCUACCGCGUACACAAGGUCGAUGGUCGUACAAGACCACUCCGAAACCGAGAAUCGUAAUUCGCAAGCAGGUGGAUGAGGACGAUUUGCGAACGUCGACGACCGAAGCGAGCACGACAGAGUCGCCUCAUGCAAUAAUCCCAGACGAGCAAAAUAAAUCGACGGCGACAACGAUGACGAUGAUUAGCGCAUCGAGUUCAUCCGGAGGCGUCGUCAAUGUUGCUCAAAGAAAGGAGCUGUCCUUGACGGAAGACGAGCUGGAUCCUAGCGAGAGUGAGGAUAUAGCCACUGUUAGCGUGCAGCAAGAUCAACAGCAUCCUGGAGAGCAAAUCCUGCCGGUAGAAACACUCAACGUUGAGAUUUCCACAGCGGCGGAUCUUGACAACGUGUACUUUGAAAUCGCCACCAUCAAGUCACCCUACUCUUUCCAGGUAGGAAGCCUGCGAAACACUCGCUUCAUCACAGUGACCUCCACCAUCAAAAAAACUUUCGCGACAGCCGAGCCGAGCAGUUCGAUCUCGCCCACGGAGCCGCUGACGGAAAACAUCCUGGCGAACACUGGAGCCGCUUAUGACUCGACAUUGCCGCUUGACUCAUCCGUGGCGACGUUGCCGGCGAUUUCUUUGGAGGCCGGUCAAGCGACACCCCCUUUGGAAACGCUGACGGAGACGUUCUCGACUACGCAGACGUUGCUGAAGACGCAUCUGCUGCCAGUGAUCUAUGGCAACAGCACCACUCGAUUAACUUUGGUGCAGACAUACAACAUCGCCCGGAUGGUAACGGCGACGAAGACUCUGCCACCGAUGGAGAUCUACCAGUUUAUCCCGAGCAAAACGUUAAACGAGUUCAAUUCGAAGCUCGACGAGGCUGGCAGCGAAUUGCACCUCGAGCUUGACUUUGGCGACUUUGACGAUCGUGACGACGAGGACGUGCCUAAGAGAAUAGUAGUGCCGAACAAUGACGACUCCGACUUGGAUAUCUUCAGGUCGGCGUCGCCAUCUAAAGUCAAGAGCGACGUUGCCAGCAGCAGCAGUAGUGCUGAACAACUAACUCCGGAACAAGCUCAGCAGCUGGCAUUGUUGAAGUACUUUGGUCAACAGCAACACCAAGUCGUCACCACUUCCAGGCCGGUAGUUGUCCUGGAGACACUCUACGAGUCGCACGUGAUCCCCGUGGUGAACGCAGGAAAUACCAUUUAUUCAACUCUGACCAGACCGGUCGGCACCGUACCCAGGACUUCUUACGAAUACGGCACGUCCACUCUGAGUCCGGUGCUGCAGCCACAGGUGCCACAAGUGCCACAAGUACCGCAAGUGCCGCAAUUACCGUUGUUCCCGCAGCAACCACAGUUCACAGUGACGAGCGCACCCUUGAUAACUCAGACCCUCGCCACUGUGUCGGAAUCACGGGUGCUAAAGCUCACUUUCGGCGCCAAGACCGCUUACACCACCCUCUUCUCCACGAGGGUCGUGCCCACCGAGCUCACCACUUACAUUACCAGCACGGUGCCGGUGCAGCCGACGGUAGCAGCGUAUCCUGGCUAUUAUCCGGCUCCAGUGCCCUAUGCGCCCUUCCCCUUCGUCGGUUAGACUUUCGUCUGAUCCUCGAUCCCUCCGAACCCUUCGCGAUCCACUUCGAUUGCACUCGAUCGCCAGGUAGACUCCUCGUUUCUUUGAGUCUCAUUUCAAUUUUUAUAAAGAUAUUGUAGUUUCUUUUAUAUACUAAAUAUAAAUAAUGCGUACAAUGGUCCUAAAAGCGAACGAUACAGCCUAAUGCAUUUUUAUUUAUGUGAUAUGAUAUUAAAAUAGACAUCUUUAAAUCUGUUUCGAGAUCUUUAGAUAAUAUCAUUCACAUAAAUACAAGUUAUUCUCCAUAUUUAUCUGCAUUGGCCGUAACGUAUCGUGAAAAUUAAAUAUUUAGUAAGUUAUGAUUUAAACAAAAAUAAUAUUUAAACUUAAUACUUUUCAAUAAAGCAACAAUUUUGCAAUUUCGCUUAAUUAUAGUUCUAUGUGUAUAAUAGCAUAAGUGUAACAUAAACAGACGCAACCGAAAAAUUGUAUUUUAGGCAAAGAAAAUUAUAAAGCUGCAAUGACAAAUUAUUAUGAUAAAACCUUGGCGAUAAUAGCAAUCAAAUGGUAUCGGGAAUUAUUGUAAAUAAAUUAUUGACUAUAAUAUCGUGUAUUGUAUGUAUAUUGCGUAUUUUGUAAAUAAAUAAACACGGAAACGUAAAGUUUUGUUGUAUUAUAAUAAAUCCAGAUACUGCGAAUGUG
Ooceraea biroi (clonal raider ant) is the source of this 3752-nucleotide messenger RNA. RefSeq names its product flocculation protein FLO11. The record is from RefSeq and is a predicted model, not a curated record. Lineage: Eukaryota; Metazoa; Arthropoda; Insecta; Hymenoptera; Formicidae.